Molecule: messenger RNA, 1073 nt
Organism: Prorocentrum cordatum
Lineage: Eukaryota; Dinophyceae; Prorocentrales; Prorocentraceae
Source: the annotation of a GenBank genome assembly
AUCAACACAACCACCGUCAUACCCCUCAAACGAAUCCUUACCAUCACAUUCAUGAUAUUGGCCGUGAGCCUCACAACUCUCUUUCCCAAUUGAUCACCAUACUUUCCUAACCGCUCCAGCCCUUGUAGCCGCUGAUGCCGCGGGAGCCGCUGAUGCCGUGGACCGGCGCGGCCCCGACCGAGGUCGUCCGCGAGCUGCUGGUUAAACUUCUCUUGGUUUGUUCCGUGCGGUCAGAGUGUUUGCUGGAUUUUUUUACGAAUGAGGAGAUCGACGUCAGCACGCCCGCUUGCGCGGGCGCCCUUUACGCGGAGGUAUUGCGCUACAAUGGUACAGUUUUUCCCGGUUACCGGCCAGGGAAGGCACGCAAGGUGCACACCACAGAGCAAUUGACGUUCGGGAUGGGGAAGCUGAUCGAAGCCAUAUUGGUGCCUUAUUGGAAGGACCCCACGGUGUACGACCAUGUGUUGUGCGAGCCGGCGGGCUUAAAAAAUCCGUGAAGUGUUUCGGUGGGGGUUUGAUUUUCUCCCACGGGUUCGAGUUCCUCGUCUUGGCGCUGUCCUCGCCGGAGUGGGCCGCGGCCCAGUUGCGAGAUGGCCCCGUGGAGUCGGGGAAUAAUGGACAGGCCUUCUUGGACAUCUGCAACUCUUGUUCUGAGCGGGGCGCCGUCUCCCGGAAGACGUGGACCGACGUGCUCGGCCGAGUGGAGGCCGAGAUGGGGGUGGACGGGAAGUACACAGUCUUCAACAUGCAGAGCAACGCAUGCAAACUCAUUGAGGAGAUCCAGACCGUCUUCACCGGGAAGCUCCUGGGAAAGGAGCGUUCCGAGGACGCCCCGGCGCAGGGUGCCAAGAGGAUGCGGGCUAAGACGCCUGCCCGCGGGCGCCCCGCGGAUGCGGGCGAGCCUUGAAAAUCGCGCGGCGCGCUCCCGGGCCUCUCGGCGAGGCGGUUCCAGGGCCGCCGGGCCCCUUCCCCGGGGGUGCCCCGGGGCUGUUUUUUCUAGGGAAGCCCUAGGCGAAACGCGACCGAGAUUUAAUAAUCUCGGUCCGGUCACGUUUCGCUCGAGACUUCUGCGC